CCUUUAAGAUGUUUGCUUGUAGUCGAAUGACUAUCCGCAAUCAUGGCAGGGAUUCAGGAAAAAGAUUUGUGCACUGUCUGGGUAGGAAAUAAGUCAAGAGGACGUCUGCUAUUUGUAAUGCAUGGAUAUUUUCCUCAGCGCUGAAUGAAACCAAGAGGCACGCAAAUAUUUUCUGCUGCAGAGCUUUACUUUUUCUUGGGCAUGGAUUUCGAAUUGUCAAAUUACGUUUAAUUUAUUAUUUUAGCCAGAGCAAAGUGCGUGGCUGCUAGCAAACCGCUAACUUAGCUACUAGUUGGAUAGACGCUAUCCUAACUAAAUGAGCUACUCUUUUUUUAUUUAAUUUUUUAAUGUUUACCAAUAUCAUUAACUAGUUAGCUUUUUUACCAGUUUAGUCAGUCUUAGAAACUUGUUUGUGUCGAUGACUCUCGACAGCCUUAAACAUUCUCCUAUCCUUUCAACUUUGUUUAAAAUGGCAGACGACAUAGAAUUGAUAGGAGCCUGUGAAUUAAUAAAAGAUCGAUUAUAUUUUGCUACCCUAAGAAGCAAGCCAAAAAGCACUGCAAACACUCACUACUUCUGCACAGAUGACGAAUUUAUCUAUGAAAAGAGGAGACUGCGUGGCAGGCUGACCACCUGUUAUGAGUGCAGCAAGGAGCCAUGCUUCUAUGCGGAUUUUGGACCACUCAACCUAGCCAUGCUAUACAGAUACAGCUGUAAACUCAACAAAAAGCUGAAGACGAUCUGUAGAUCUGUCAUAUGUGGGUGUUGGUCAGUGUUGAAGUCGUUCACACUGACCAGAAAGCGAAUCGUGCACUACACCAGCUUUGACCAGCGGAAAAGGGCUAAUGCUGCUGUUUUAAUCGCUGCCUAUGCUGUCAUCUACCUAAAGAAGACCCCAGAGGAUGCCUACAGGGCUCUGAUCUCAGGCUCCAAUGCUUCAUAUCUUCCCUUCAGGGAUGCCUCGUUUGGAAAUUGCACAUACAACCUGACAAUUCUCGACUGCCUACAAGGAAUCCGGAAAGCCCUGCAACAUGGAUUCUUUGACUUUGAGACAUUUGACGUGGACGAAUAUGAGCACUACGAGCGAGUGGAAAACGGUGACUUCAACUGGAUCGUGCCGGGGAAGUUUCUGGCCUUCAGUGGACCCCAUCCCAAAAGUAAAAUAGAGAAUGGCUACCCUCUCCAUGCCCCAGAGGCGUACUUCCCCUACUUCCGGAAACACAACAUUACCACGGUGGUGCGGCUCAACAAGAAGAUCUAUGACGCCAAGCGCUUCACGGAUGCCGGCUUCGACCACUACGACUUGUUCUUCGUGGAUGGCAGCACACCCAACGACGUCAUCACCCGCCGAUUCCUGCACAUCUGUGAGAGCACCGAUGGAGCCGUGGCCGUUCACUGCAAGGCUGGCCUUGGUCGUACUGGCACCCUGAUAGGCUGUUACCUAAUGAAGCACUACCACUUCACGGCAGCAGAGACCAUCGCCUGGAUCAGGGUCUGCCGGCCGGGCUCUAUUAUCGGGCCUCAGCAGCUCUUCUUGGAGGAGAGGCAGGCAGCCAUGUGGAUGCAGGGGGACAUGCAGCGUUCGCAGCCGAGGGGCGUGUCUCACCUCAUCUCCAGCAUGGACGACCUCACCCUCAGACCAACCCACACCUCUAUUACCACCAGCAGCCCCGCUGGCAUCCUCAGGUCCCACAGUACCGACCGCCUUCAAGAGAACGACUACAUUGGGGAGAAUGGCCUAUGCAUGACCCAAGGAGAUAAAUUGCGUGCCUUAAAGGGCCGGCGCCAGCCCAGGUCAGCCACAACAGGAGCUCUAAGACUUGAAGACAUGAAAAUGCACACCAGGUCACCGUCCCAACCUUUUAGUAGGAUGAACCUUGGAGUGGGCACUCAGGGUACCAUCUCCCCACUCAAGUCCUCCAAAGUCCCAUCAUCCUCUGCUUCCGCCACGGCCAAGAGAAUCAGCCGCAGCUCCUCCUCCUCGGCAUCCAACCUCAAGAGCUCCUUCAUUAACUGCAGGCUAGCCAGCUCCUUAGGCAACCUGUACGCAGCUGACAGCAGCGAGGGCAAUAGGAAGCUGCCGUACACGCCCUCUUCAUCACACUCUUCCUCCUCUCCUCCCUCCAUCGUCACCACUCCCAUCCCUCCGUCGGGCUGGGCCGCCUCCGUUCACGGCUACGUGGCUAACGGCGUGCACGGCGCCAAUUACCACCACCAUGAAGUCAACAACAAUCAGUAUAACUCGUCCCCUACUGGGGUGUUCAGCCCCGCGGGGGCCCCCCAACAUGCUGCAGGCAGGCUGGGCCCUGGGCCUGAUAAGUACAGCCCAUUCAGACCCCAGCAGGAGGGCUACUCUGGGCUCAGCGGACCCUCCGGCCGCUACCUCAGCCGCUCCAUCCCCUCCCUUCAAUCUGAAUAUGUUCAAUACUAAAGCUGCGGUUCUGCGUUGACCAAGACCGGACAGCCAUCGUGACGACUGAACUGGGCGCGAUGGAGUCUCCCACCCCACCCCUCUCCAUCUCCCCCUUCUUCCCUGCUUUCUCCCACAUACUGAAAAGGGAAAUGAAUAAACCAGGAGGCGCUAUAGGACGUAUUACAUUUAUUCUUCUCUCUUGGCAUCUGGACGGCUGUGAUCUUUGGGGGCAGGCACAUAGACAGCCACAAACUCACAAGGGCUUAUGGAACUUUGAGUUUUGAGCUUCUUCUGUCAGCUUCAGACGGCCUCGAUCCACCUUAACUGAAGUCACUGUUUGUAUAAUGCUAACAAAGGGAGAUUACCCGGCUGUAGUUAGGCUUGGCCAGGCUGUAACUAUGUGAGUGCUCUGUCUCUUUAAAGCUGAGAUAUGGCCAUAUACUGUAGACUGGAGGUUCUCUGCUUCCCUGCAUCACAGAUUUCCGUUUUUAUUUAUGUGUACCUGUGCUAUACAAAAUUACUGUGUACACAACACAUGACAUGUACUGAAAGAAUAGGAUAUUUUUAGACGAGGAUUUUAUACAUGAAACAUGACAAUUGUGUUGCCUGGAUAAAGAAAUAUGUUUAUAUUUACAAGUGGGUUAGCAAACAUGUUUUGGUUUAUCGCAAUUCUAUUUUUGUCUGAGUGUUACUACUUCACUAACAACAUCCAAAUAUGCGAGGGGUUUAUGGAGAGGUUCCUUAUCAGCAAUGUAUUGGCAGCACAGGACCAGGCUCAGGGUGAUGUGCUCUUGCAAUUAUGAUUCUGUUUUGUGUGUGAGAAUGUAGACCGCGUGCACAGGCACGCUAAUGUAUGUACCAUAGACUAUAAAAACCUGUACGUACGUGCUUACCUAUGUGAGCGUGUGUGGAUGAAUGAGACUGCAUAGUGAGUGUGUCUAGAAACCAUGUGUGUGCAGUCCUCUGCCCAUGGAGUGAAAGGGUCUCUAGAGAGAAGAGAAUGACGUAUAGGGAAGAGAUGAGUGUUGUCUCCUCUUCACUAUUUUAAAUUGUUUUAAAUCGAUUCAAUGAACUGGUGGGAUUUGGUAACCCCAAUUGGAACUAAUUCAUGCUUAAUGUUCUCUGUCGCAAGCCUACAUCACUCCAUUGAAUGAUUUGCAUCUCAAUGGGACUCACAUGGUCAAGUAAAGGAUAAAUACAGAAUAUUAUCACCAAAAAGGAUGUAGCUAAUUUCAUAAACCCUCACAGGUCAAAGAUUUGACAACUAAAGUCAUACCAAUAACCAGACUAGGUUAUUGUGACUAGGUAUGUUGAGCAUGAUGAACAGUGGUCAUUAGUAGAGAAAAUGUAUUGUGUUGUUGGACCAACACCACCCACAACAUAAGCCUCAGUCCCUGCAGUAUACCAUACACCAGGCAGCUUAGCAAUCCCCUCCACAGACACAAGAUCCCACUGCAAUAAUGCUCUUUGAAAGGAAAAGGAGCACAUUUUCAGUGUUAUUCGACAAGCUGUGGAUUAUGGAACUUGAUUUGUGGCAGCCUAUUUUUAACACAUACCUACUGUAGAACCAGUUAUGUUAGUUGUGUUAUCGUCAGGGCACAAUGGUAACAGAUGUUUGUCGCUAUUACUGAAAUAUUUCCCCGUUUUUGUCGAGAAUGUAAAAACAACGCAGAAACUUUUCCUGCGUAUUACGAUUCUUUCAGACUGUAGAAGGAGAUAAAAACAUUUCCGCUUUGCAGGUAGAGGUUCCUAAAAGAAAACUGGAAAAGCACAACUGUCCCCCAAAAUACCGUCUUUAAAAUCUCAUGCUGGAUGUCAUUGUGUGUACAAUGCAGCAGUCAUUAUCAAAGCUUGUUUUUUACCAAUGAAUAUGACCUACUGUGGCGCGACUAACUCAUCCAUUUUCUGUUGGACCUUAUAAGAGUCCCUAUAUGCUUUUUACUUUUUAAACUUGUUGAAUUUCAAAGUUGAUUUAAAUAAAUGUGUACUGAAGCAUCUGUUCAUGGCUGCAAGGAUUUUUAUUUUAGAUUUUGUUAGAGCUCUGUACAUUCCUGGCAGUGAAAUGUGUUUCUUUGUUUCGAGAUGGGAGAAUCUUAAUAAUGCAGGUAUUCUACCUCCUUGAAAUGUACAAUUUAUAGCGAUAAAAUUGGUACUUGAAUAUAUUUUUCAAGCAGUAUGUAAAGAAAAUCUAUAACUGUAGAUGAGUAUUUUUGCUUUUCAUUUUCAUACAGUAAGAAUAGUACAAUGUCUACUGUACUACAUGUGUAUAUUUUACAGGGAACAGAGGUUGCUGAAGGAAGUAACACAAUUAAAAAAUAUACUUUUCAAGA
Oncorhynchus mykiss (rainbow trout) is the source of this 4743-nucleotide messenger RNA. The record is from RefSeq and is a predicted model, not a curated record. Lineage: Eukaryota; Metazoa; Chordata; Actinopteri; Salmoniformes; Salmonidae.